Molecule: messenger RNA, 507 nt
Organism: Trypanosoma grayi
Lineage: Eukaryota; Euglenozoa; Kinetoplastea; Trypanosomatida; Trypanosomatidae
Product: transmembrane protein 216
Exons: 1
Coding region: 1-507 (168 amino acids)
Biological process (GO): non-motile cilium assembly
Cellular component (GO): ciliary transition zone
Source: RefSeq, a predicted model, not a curated record
AUGGACCCCACCUCUGCCCCGGUGGGUGGUGGUGCCUCACUGUCCUUCCACCUUCUGUUGUGGUUCUCCUGCUGCUGGUGCGUUGUCUGGUGCAUCGUGACGGUGGCGCUGCUUACCUUCAAGGGAAGGGUGCUGCAGUUUCCUCCGGCUGCGCUGCCAGUCGAGAUCACCGCAGCAGUCCUUGUGCUUCUCGUGGACGUCGCCGCUGUCUCGCUCGGGGUACGGGGAAACCUUAUGGAGGAGGUGCGCACCACGUGCCUCGCCAUCGCCCUACUGCUGGUGGCGGCGGUGGGUGCCGUUUACUACAUGUGGCUCCAGACGUACGUCAUGCGGCUCGACCUCGCCUUGUCCGCGGCGCUGCUCGGCUGCAAUGCGCUGGCAGUGGUGUCCGGCGUCUUCACGGUGCAGGCGGUGAUGCGGGCGGAGCGGGCGCCGCGGCAGAAGUUCGCGCCGCCCCCGCCGAGCCUGCCGACAAUUCUUCGUGGCGACAUGAAACAAGUGGAGUAG